GUCUCUCUCACACUUGAUUUAUAAUUACACUCGGAAAACCCACGAAAUUUUCUCUCCCUCUCCGCUAUGCUCAUAAUUUUCCCGGAAAUUUUCCAGCUUUAGAUUCUCUCUCCCUCUUGCUCCAAUGGCGGCCGUUGCUUCUCUGUCUUUUUCGGCGCUCAGUCAAUGCUCUGAUAGAAAAUCGGUCGUCUCGCCCGCUCGCAAUUUGGGUUCCAACGCCGAAGGCAUUCGAUUCCGUACGAGCAUUUCCAGCCAUUACGGUGGAAUUCGAGCUUCGAGUUGGAGCUCUCGCAUGGUGGUUCAUUGCAUGGCAGGGUCGUCAGAUAGUCCGACUGUGGCGGAUACAAAGUUGAAUUUUUUGAAGGCGUAUAAGCGACCAAUCCCUAGCGUUUACAACAGUGUGCUACAGGAGCUGAUUGUCCAGCAACAUUUGAUGAAGUACAAGAGGACAUACCGGUAUGAUCCUGUGUUUGCUCUUGGUUUUGUCACUGUAUACGAUCAACUCAUGGAUGGAUAUCCCAGCGAUGAGGAUCGAGAGGCAAUCUUCCAAGCGUACAUUAAAGCUUUAAAUGAGGACCCGGAGCAAUACAGAACUGAUGCACAAAAGUUGGAAGAGUGGGCUCGGGCACAAACUUCCAGUUCAUUAGUGGAGUUUCCAUCCAGAGAAGGAGAAGUUGAGGCAGCACUGAAGGACAUUGCAGAAAGGGCAGCAGGCAAAGAAAGUUUUAGCUACAGUCGUUUCUUUGCUAUUGGGCUUUUUCGUCUUCUUGAGGUGGCAAAAGCAACUGAACCAACAGUAUUAGAAAAGUUAUGUGCAGCCUUAAACAUUGACAAAAGAAGUGUGGACCGGGACCUUGAUGUGUACCGCAAUCUGCUUUCCAAGCUGGUUCAGGCCAAAGAACUGCUAAGGGAAUAUGUGGCCAGGGAGAAGAAGAAAAGAGAAGAAAGGGCGGAAACACAAAAGGCCAGUGAAACGGUUACGAAAUGUUUGGGGGAUUAUGUUUGCCAGUAAUCGGAGUGGUCCUUCAAAGCUGAUCACUCUCUGCGAAGCUGAAGAUCCCCAAAUCUUUAAGGUUUUUGAGGUAGAGUUGGAGUUUUUACGCUUAGGCACAUACCUUUCAUCAGCUUGUACGCUUGCAGUUUUAGCAUAUUGCUUGCAGUGGUGAUCCAGCAACAGCCCAUGUACCGACGUGUCUUAAAUAUUUGUUUCUCAUCGGUUAUCUUUUGUAACUACAAUUCUCGAUUUGGAAUAUUUGGAUCGAGUUCCCCAUAGUAAAGCUAAUUUUCAUUGUU
Molecule: messenger RNA, 1293 nt
Organism: Pyrus x bretschneideri (Chinese white pear)
Lineage: Eukaryota; Viridiplantae; Streptophyta; Magnoliopsida; Rosales; Rosaceae
Product: protein THYLAKOID FORMATION1, chloroplastic
Exons: 5
Coding region: 125-1012 (295 amino acids)
Biological process (GO): photosystem II assembly; protein import into chloroplast thylakoid membrane; thylakoid membrane organization
Cellular component (GO): chloroplast thylakoid
Source: RefSeq, a predicted model, not a curated record